CCUUUGUAGAGGCAUGAGCUCAUUCAUUCAUUCCCGAACUAUUUUAGUUUCUGACAUUGCUCCUUCCGUGUCUGCCCAUCUACACGACUGCAAGCAGAUAUAAACCACCUCUGCAUCCAUCCACACGACGUAAACAUCCCAUUACACAGCAGGAUUACUCGAAUAUUCAACUUCACACCGCCAACAUGCUUAUGAUGAACCUGCAUGCCCUCGUGGCUCUUAUUCCUCUUGUGGCUUCUCUGCCCUCGAUGCCCUCGAUGCCCUCAUUUAGGAAUAAACUCAAGUCUCUCUCCUCACACGAUGACCAAUGCCCGUUCCCAGAAUCCUACAAGAUCACGUCGCUCCAGGUCUGGACACCAAAGAAUAACAAUACCCAUCCAAUUGUCGUCGAUUUUCAGUACGCAGACAACGAGACAAAGAUCGAAACGUCUUGUUACUACAAUGGAACCCAGCCAAACGCAGGACCAGAGGGCUUGGCCCCCAGAUAUGCUUGCGAAAACCCAACCGUGCAAUUCCAGUGGGUCCAAAAGACGAGCAUGCUCUCUAUCAUCGAGCUGGCAUGCCCCAAUACAGCAGAGUCGGGCUUCAUGGCCGUGGACCAGUUCACCCCCAGGCUCAGCUGCGUCGAUACAAGUAACACUACCGCGUUCGGAGAAGGGUCGCAAUGCUUUUCUCUAGAUUUUGCCAUCCUCAGAAAUUUCACUGCUCUCGACCCCAUCGCACCCCCAGGAGGAAAUUAGAUCCCGGGGAGAGAAACGGAUUCGGAGACAAGGGCAAUCACAGGUGCCUAUGAAGAAUGGGAUAAAGUACAGGCGGUAAUCGGUGAGCAAUGAAUGGGAUACGGGUAACGAUAGUCAAUGAGGAAUGAAAGCACAUGAAUAUCAAACCGGGUCCAAGGUGGUGGUGGUCGUCAGUAAGGGAGGGAGUGGUUCCAGGUUCCCCUUGCAUGACAUGACAGGAAGAGGUGUAAAGUCGAGUUAAAGUUGUUAAAAGUUCCGAGGUCUUGCGGGGUGUUGCAGCGGUGGCACUCGCUUACCCCCCUCUCGACCCCCUG
This is a messenger RNA of Neurospora crassa OR74A, 1054 nucleotides long. RefSeq lists its product as hypothetical. Lineage: Eukaryota; Fungi; Ascomycota; Sordariomycetes; Sordariales; Sordariaceae. The transcript is spliced from 2 exons. The record is from RefSeq and is a predicted model, not a curated record. Bases 186 to 740 code for a protein of 184 amino acids.